GCAGCGAAAGAGCAACCCAACCCAAAUCCCUCACUCCGUACAGGAAAGCAGCAACAGAAACAGCUGCAGCAGCAGUAACGAGCGCUCCUCUUCAGCCCGGCCGCCACUCAGGUAGCAAAGUCAACUCUCCCGCCGUGUCGAUCUUGGUCUAGAAGAUUGUUUCCGCUGCUAGGCAAUUAGCUUCAGCCAACCCGAACCUGCACACCACCACCAGCCGCCAACUCCUGUCACCAUGCGCCUCGCGUUGCCGCUGCCCUUGCUGGGAGUCGCUGCCCUUCUCUGCGCCGCGCUGCUGCUGCCCGCUACUGCCCAGGCGGGGGAGCCUGGCGGGCAGCGACGGAAAGGAGUGAGCGGACAGGGAGGAGGCGGCGGAGUGGCGAAAUGUCCCUCGUGCGACAAGAUCAAGUGCCCCGAGCUGCCGAAGGAAAAGUGUCCGCAGGGGUUCGUCAAGGGCCCGUGCAGUUGUUGCAAGGUUUGCGCCCGGGUCGCUGGCGAACCGUGCGGAGGCAGUGACCAGGGCCGCUGCGCCCUGGGCUACGAGUGCCAGAGGCCGCAAGGUGCCAAGAAGCGCGGCCACGGCGAGUGCGUGUGCAAGGCCCCGUACCCCGUGUGCGGCUCGGACGGGAUCACCUACAGCUCCGCGUGCGAGCUCAGGGCCGCCGACUGGAGGGCGCAGAGCCGCGGGGACGCAACCGUCACGCAGACCGGCAAGGGGCCCUGCGGCAAGGGUCCCUCCAUCGUGACGCCACCUCGCAUCGUGUGGAACGUGACGGGAUCGCAGGUGUACCUGAGCUGCGAGGUCAUCGGCAUCCCCACCCCGACCCUCACCUGGAACAAGAUCGUGAAGAGCGCCGUGGGAGUGGAGCGCAUGGAGCUUCUGCCCGGAGAUCGGGACAACCUCGCCAUCCAGACGCGCGGAGGCCCCGAGAAACACGAGGUCACGGGAUGGGUUCUGAUCUCCCCGCUGCUGGAGAGCGAUGGAGGCGAGUACGAGUGCCACGCCAAGAACUCGCAGGGGGAGGCGGCCGCCGUCGGCUCGAUCCACGUGGCGGCCAGCGCCGACCUCAUCCCCAGGGAGCACUCCACGGCCACCCAGAAAGAGGAGGAACUCUAAGUCUUCCUCUGCAGCGUCGCCGCCGCCGCCGCCACGGGAGGGAUCCACACGACGUGGCCACGAGCAGCACUUCUCAUGGCACGCGUGCGGUGGUCAAGCGACGACCCGUGUCCAUCCCCUAACCAUUUACACCACGGGCACAUGUAACUGUCAUUUCUGCCGUAACUGAAUUACCAGCACAAGAGGCAGGAUGAUCCGACACCUAAGUAGCAAAGGGCUCCUUUUUUUUUACUCUGUAAAUCGUUCCAACCUGCUGUACGAACACAUUUUAAGUCCCUUGCUCGACUAAGUGUGGAGCAGUGAUUCAUCUCCAUCGAUAAGCUCUUAAAACCAGCGAUAGAAAUUCCACAUUGCACAGAUAAGAGCCCAUUCUCUCCAAAGAACCACUGUUCAUUUCCCACAUCUGCCCUGGGAGGAAUGGUUUCUAGGGCCACAUUCACCUCUCGACCAUGCAGAUGAAACAACGGCUUGUCGAUUUGCCGCGGGGCAUGUGUUUGACAAUUAUUGCGCAAAUAAAAAGACAUCCAUAGUAGACGAAUCUGAUCCAGUCUACACAUAACCAAACGACGAUUUUAAAAUGUGUGGGUCAUCUGCUCCAUUGUCCAUCGCUGUAGUUCCGUUACCGCGAGAACUGACUGCGUGCUACUUUAAACAUUAACUCGUUCGACGAGCAAUAUAUUUUUUAUUUGCAAAUGCAGCUUCUAUUAAUUACUGCACUUAAACCUCUAGUUGCGAGAGUGUGUAAUGUUAACGGAGAGGCAAUACACACAAGGUUUUGGCAUUAUUGAUGUAAAGCAGACAUCCGAAGAUGCCAUUGUACGCAAGGCACGAUGGUAAAAGCCACGUUUUGGUGCUAUUAUAAUCUCGACGCAUUCAUAUUAAACUUACACUGGUGGGGGGAUUUUGUCUUAAAGCAGGUUUGGAAGCUUAAUUUGCUUGCAUCUUUUUGCAAACGAGUCGUUUUUAAAACCGUUUAACGCAAGAAAUAUAACGACAAAGUGAUUCUUUAAUAAAAAAGCAAUAAACUAUAAAAAUACA
This is a messenger RNA of Lethenteron reissneri (Far Eastern brook lamprey), 2152 nucleotides long. RefSeq names its product insulin like growth factor binding protein 7 (gene IGFBP7). NCBI's taxonomy places the organism in Eukaryota, Metazoa, Chordata, Hyperoartia, Petromyzontiformes, Petromyzontidae. Gene Ontology annotation, biological process: regulation of signal transduction; regulation of cell growth. The record is from RefSeq and is a predicted model, not a curated record. Gene Ontology annotation, molecular function: insulin-like growth factor binding. Gene Ontology annotation, cellular component: extracellular region.